Messenger RNA from Emiliania huxleyi CCMP1516, 693 nucleotides. RefSeq lists its product as hypothetical. The record is from RefSeq and is a predicted model, not a curated record. The transcript has 2 exons. Lineage: Eukaryota; Haptophyta; Isochrysidales; Noelaerhabdaceae. Bases 1 to 693 code for a protein of 230 amino acids.
AUGACGGGCUUCAACUCUCCGGAGAACCAGCCGCUGCUCCUCUGGCUUCUCAACCACUGGCAAACGGUCGCGCCCCUGCUGGACGCCGCCGUGGCUCGGCUCGACCGAGCUAACGACCUCUUCCUGCUCGACGUGCGCGUGCCACGCGGCGAAAAGCUGAACACGCUGGACGUCGCGGCAGUCUUCUCCAAGGGGAUCGCCGUCGACCUGGAGGGGAUGCGCAGCGCGCUCACCAAGCACCCGUUCCUGUACGCCAGCGCGUGGACGAAGCAGCUCGCCAUGGCGACCAAGCAAGAGGUGAGGAGCAUGGCGCGCAGGCGCGACGAGGCGUCGUGCGCAAAGGGGUGCCUGGUCUGCUUCGCGUACGGCGACACCGCGGACAACGAGGGCAUCCUCCCCGACUUUCGGAUGAACGUCGCCCAGUUCUUUGUCGGCGACCUCCGCCGCGUCGCCGCACACAACCUCGGCGGUCAGAGGCAGGCGGCGGCACAGAGGCAGGCGGCGGCCAAGUUGGAGCGGCGGCGGUCGAUCCAGGCGCAGCUGCUUGCCGCGGGAGUGCCGGAGGAGGUGAUGAACAGCGACGACGGCAAGGCGCAGAUCAGGCUCAUGGAGGCCAAGUUCGAGAGAGCGUCUCUGGCCGCGGCGCGCAAGACUGCCCGCGCCGCAUCGCUAGAGGCCCCCAGGAUCUGUUGA